AGCCAUUUUGGCUCAAGUUGUUUGGGCGCAAGGUCUGGAUCACGGGCUGGCUCACUUCCCCGUGCCACACCUUGGCGGUGGCCUGCAUGGGAAAGUGUCAUGCAGCCGACAUACUUGUCUUAGUCGUGGCGGGCGCCCAAACCUCUGACGGUGCCACAGACAUGGGCAGGCGCAACGUUGUGUUCUUGGUUGUCGAGUCCACAGAUGGCCGCGCGUUUGGGCGCAACUACCAGAACGGAGCGGUGUCGUUGCCGAAUAUCCGAGCGCUCCAAGAUAGAGGAUACGAGUUCACCAGCCACUAUGCCAAUGCACCUGUGUGCUGCCCAAGCCGCGCCACAUUUUGGUCGGGUCGCCAUGCCCACAACAUUCCGCACAACCAAAGAUCAUCCGGCAUCUUCGUACAGGGGGCAUGGAACAAUUAUGAAGGGUUACCUCCAAAUUAUACUCUUCGAUUGGAUCAGGUGUUGGCCGAAAAUGGUUACAACGUUCAGAUGUCAGGAAAACUUGACUACACGGCGGGCUCCCAUAGCGAGAACGUGAGGCUGAGUGCGUGGACGAUGUACACGCGCUUCCCGUACAAUAUCAGCAAGGGUAACGGUGGUUGGGUCGACGAAGAUGGGUGUGUGGACAAAGGCACCGUGCUUCCUGGUAAUGUUUCAGCCCAUGCUGGUGAUUGGGCGUCGCUGCGGUCUACAGUGAAAUGGAUCCGGGCGAACGCAAGCGUAGAUCCAAGGCCUUUUUUCGUUUUUCAAGGGAUGGAAAUCGUGCACCCGCCUUAUUCGACCAACGAAUUCUGGUUGAAUAAGGUGGAUAUAAGUAAAGUGCGAGUACCUAAAUGGGGCCCGCUGGGAGAGAUGCAUCCGUGCGAUUUCCAGUCUUCCAUGUUGAAGGGCUGCCUCCCGCCGCCAUCCAGUGCAACUGGGUUGUACUUCUACGAGGAAGCUCAUCGUCGGCGCAUUCGCGCCAUCUAUCUUGCGAUGAUCGCCGAAUUCGACGCAAUGGUCGGCGAGUAUUUGAAAGCGGUGCGGGAUUCUGGUAAGCAUGACAACACUGUGUUCAUCGUCACCUCUGACCACGGGGAUAUGCAGAUGGAGCACCGGCAAUUUUAUAAGAUGGUUCCAUACGACGCAAGCGCUCGCGUGCCAAUGGUGAUAAUGGAUGGGCGAGAGCAACGUCCUCAGCGGGUGGAGAUCCAUGGUGUGACGCAGCUGAUUGACAUAUUCCCGACCGUGCUGACAUAUGCUGGAAUCCCCGUUGAGCGGUGGCCUGAGCUCGAUGGUGCACCCGUGCAGACUUUGCUACGAAACACCGGACGGCCGCAUGAUCCAAAGGGUCGACCUGAUUUCAUAGUAUCACAGUUCCACGGGGAUGACAUUGCAAUGAGCUGGUUUAUGGUGGUCCACAACGGCCUGAAGUUGGUGGUGUGGGGAACUGGUGAGCAGCAUCCACAUCAGCUCUUCAAUUUGACUGCUGACCCAGACGAGAUGCAGAAUUUAGCCGGGCACACGCACAUGGGCGGUUACGUUAAGACGUUGCUUGGCAAAUUGCGGAGUGUUGUGAAUUACGCCGAAGUUGCACAAAACGUUUCGCGGUAUGGGCACGAGUCAUUGUUGCAUUGGCUCGGCCAGACACCAGACUGGAAGCAAGCACUGGGGAAGAGAGGCCUCCGUUGGCACACGUCGUGGACUGAAGAUCCCGAGGGAGCUGUCAAAGCGGUGGAGGAUUUCAUCGCAAAUCCAGCUCAAGUGCAGCCUUGCCGCUCAGAGUUGUUAUGGCCCCCACCGCAUGUGAGUGAGGUUUUCAUGUGAAGCUGGGGGCCUGGGUUCGUCCUGUGUAUUCUGGGUUGCUCGUUCUCGGGAGUCGAGGCGCAUCUGUUUGGACGAAUUCCAGAAAGAGAUUGUCAACAAAAGAGGAUAGGCAGAUACGUACAUACGACAAGAAGUGUUGGUUUCUAGUGC
Molecule: messenger RNA, 1958 nt
Organism: Prorocentrum cordatum
Lineage: Eukaryota; Dinophyceae; Prorocentrales; Prorocentraceae
Source: the annotation of a GenBank genome assembly